This is a messenger RNA of Chelonia mydas (Green sea turtle), 8343 nucleotides long. It is a transcript of the gene DERL3, whose product is annotated as derlin 3. The coding region runs from base 132 to 752 and encodes 206 amino acids. NCBI's taxonomy places the organism in Eukaryota, Metazoa, Chordata, Testudines, Cheloniidae. Gene Ontology annotation, cellular component: Hrd1p ubiquitin ligase ERAD-L complex; endoplasmic reticulum membrane. Gene Ontology annotation, molecular function: ubiquitin-specific protease binding; misfolded protein binding. Gene Ontology annotation, biological process: endoplasmic reticulum unfolded protein response. The transcript is spliced from 7 exons. The record is from RefSeq and is a predicted model, not a curated record.
GCUUGGGGGGUGGGGCUGAGCCUGCCUCAGUCGCUGCGGCCGUAUGGCUGCGUUAAAGGGGCCGUAGCGCCGUUCGCCGCCGCCGCCCCGGACCCGCCGCUGCAGGCCGGUGCCGGCUCCCCGGCGGCGCCAUGGCCUAUCAGGGCUUCGCGCAGGAGUACCUGGGGAUCCCGGCCGUGACGCGGGCCUACACCACCGCCUGCGUCCUCACCACCGCCGCCGUGCAAUUAGAAUUCAUCACCCCUUUCCAGCUGUAUUUCAACCCAGAUCUGAUUUUCAGAAAGUUCCAGAUUUGGAGGCUGAUCACGAACUUCCUCUUUUUUGGGCCCUUGGGAUUCAGUUUCUUUUUCAACAUGAUAUUUUUGUACAGAUAUUGCCGAAUGCUAGAGGAAGGCUCCUUUCGGGGACGGACUGCAGACUUUGUCUUCAUGUUUCUCUUCGGGGGAUUUCUCAUGACACUCUUCGGCCUCUUUGCAAGCCUCUUCUUCCUGGGCCAGGCUUUCACCAUCAUGCUGGUGUACGUGUGGAGCCGCAGGAACCCUUACAUCCGCAUGAACUUCUUCGGGCUUCUUAACUUCCAGGCCCCCUUCCUGCCCUGGGUUCUGAUGGGAUUCUCUCUGCUGCUGGGCAAUUCUAUCAUCAUUGAUUUGUUGGGAAUUGCAGUGGGUCAUAUUUAUUAUUUCCUUGAAGAUGUUUUUCCCAACCAGCCUGGAGGGAAGAAGUUGCUGCUCACUCCAGACUUCCUGACAUAAUUCAACUGAUCACCAUGGAAAUGGGUUGUCUGCAGCAAAGCUGUUGAUCGAGAAUGGCAAACCUUUAGCUAACCCUCCAAUAAGAAAUUAAUCCAAGGCCUCCUGGGAGGAUGCCUCACUUGAAUCUACUUCUGGUAUGUCUGAUGCCCAUUUUAGCCACUCACCAAGAACACAUACCUCAGCCCAGCCUGCGAGCACUGCUGUGUGUUCCAGGGCCACCUGCUAGAUCUUAGCUGUGUAUUCAACUAGAUGUUUAAACUGCUCUUGUUUUUCUCGCACACUUACCCCUUUGGGGCUGGUUAGAUGAAGUUUCCUGAAAUACAUUUGUGCUACCAAGUGAGAGGAGAAUUUGAGAGCCUGAUUCCGGCUCACACCCGCACAAGUCAACAGACUUCAAUGGGGCUGCAAGACUGGGCCUAAGAGCAUGAUUUCAGCACAAUCUUAAACUGGAUCCCACAUUUCCAUGGACUGGCAGGAGUCAGAGAGAGAGGAAGGGAAUCUACACUCUUGUGACAACACCUCAACUUCUCAAGGGCACAAUGCUGCUGCCAGGCUGGAGGAGUGGCAGAGGGGAUACUCCCAGUGCAGGAGGCCCUGUGUAAUGCACCAUCAGCUGCAUAAUUUUUAGUGGAGUGAGAGGAAGUUUUGACUUUCCCCAUGCCCCGGUCCAACCCUCAAGUGACAGGCCGAGGUAACAUUCACAUGUGGCAGGGUCCAUACAGCCAGCUGAGCAGGGUGACACUUUCUACUGGACACAAGGAUGAUCCCUAAGGCAUGGAGAGUUUGGUGUCUGGUAAAAUCAGCUCCUUCCGUUAGAUAUUCAGAUGGAAGCUCUUUGGGCCAGGGAGCUUGUUUGUAUAGGAUCACUAUGUAUUGAAUAAGUCAUGGGGACAGGAGAACUUGUUGGGUCCCACUUCAGCCUCUUCUUAAAAAUAUUUUCAUAUACCUUACUAUAGAAAUAGUUCUAUAUAGUGGCUCUCAGCCCUGUACUGCUAUAUCAUGUUUCUUGGCUCUCUCCUUGUUUUGCACUGACAGUGCUGACCAGCAAAAGCAGAAUCCCACCGAAUUACAUGGUUUCAGCUCUCCCUCAGAUGAUUAAGAUCUGCGUGACUCCUCAGACUCUUGGCAGUCCCUGGAGAUAUUAAGGCUGUUCUUUUGAUACUGCUACAGCAGACCCUUCUCCUACAUCACUGGAAUGUCUCUCUUCAGCAACCACCACUACUGUGGUUUGGGAAUUCAGGAACUAACCAACCACAGAACCCAAAUAUCAUUAAUCACAAGAAGGUUUCAAAGCCACUCCUCUGCCGGAGGAGAAGCAGAAGGAAGAGGACAUUUGUACUAAGAGAAACAAAACAAGGUUUUAAUUAGUGGUUUUUUAAACAAGAGAUGAUGUCUAAGUAUUGAUGAUUGCUUUGUUCUGCUGGGGCCUCCUUUCCCACAUUCCUCUCCUACCAGCAGCCAGCACUUUGAUUUCAUUGUUUGCAAUAAGGUUCCUUUAUCUUUGACAGGUUUGAAGUCUACCUAUUGCAAUCACCCUCUAUGUACAAACUCUCCUUAAUAAUCAGGGCCAUGCAGAAGUCCUUGGUAAACUGGCUUUAACAAGCCAGGGUGUGAAGUCACCUCUUGGGACCACAGGCUGGUAUUAUAUCAGAACAUCCGUGGCAAACUAAGCACCGUCUGAGAGAACAGCAUUUGUUAUAAGCUAAAAUGACUAGAAGGGAGGUACAUUUUCAUAUCAUGCAAGCAACCUCCUGAGGGAAAAAACUAUCUACCUGCAAAUAGCCUCCAUCCUAACCAGGCCAUCUGUGAUAAAUGGGGAAAACACAGGUAUAUUAGAAAAGCCUUUUGGUACCUACGCAGGUUCAUAGGGCUCCUCUGAAGCACUAAGGGACAAGAACUAGGAAGAGUGACCAUCUAGGAAUGCUGGUCUCCACUGGAUAUGGGAUACACUGUAAUGGGGUGGGCAGAAGGCAAUUUAAACUUACUCAUAAGGAAUGAAGCAGUAGUGUUUGGGCUAAUCCAAAAGAGGACUUCUGUCCAACAGUGACGAGAGGGCUCUCCUCUUUACUUCAAGGACUGUCACAAGUAUAAGCCAGGAGGGACAUACAGAGAAGAAAGCUUGAACUCCCAGCUGUGCUCGCCAGCACAUAUUGCUAAACCAGCAAACGGUCCCCCUACCCUGGUUGCUUUCAAAGAGUUUACUCCCCAGUGUGGCCAGGAUAAAACUAUUCCCAGCACCACUGCACAGAGCUUGAGACGCACUUCCACCCAGUCUCAGGGACUGCACCUACAGUUAGGAACACACCUGUGACUCUGCGUUGGUGGAGGCUGUAGUGUAGACAUGCCUAGGGCAUUUUUUCCAUUAUGUCAUACAACUCUACUGAGAGGGGGUUAGAAGACAGUGGGAAAGACACUAGAUUCCGGUCCAUAUUUCAGCUUUUCUAGCGUGGACAAGACUAAAAGCACUUUUGGCAAUGGCGCCAAAAAUGGUUUGGUCCCCAACCACAUCAGGAGAUACCAAUCAGCUUUCACUGACAAAGGAAGGUAUAAGUCACGCCCUGAGAUGCUAACAGAGAGGAAACGCCGGCAGCAGGACAAGCACACAAGCUCUAACAAUGAGAGUGUACUCUUGCUUAAAUCCAUAACUACAAACUCCUCUCCAGAGAGGCAGUUCUCCACACUUAAGCAGAGAGGAUUUAAUGUUUACGUUUGGUUUACACUGAGUCUCUUACAAACAUUGCUUUGGCGAUAAUUUUAGAAUUACACUGUUUCUGGGGACACCACUGGGGUAUAUUCUUGAAGGAAAGCGAACUGAGAAGUGCCAAGGGGCAGAUGAGGAGUAAAAAGCAGCUGGCCUACAGCACUCCGGUGCUCCAUUUCCAAAGGAGGCUGCCACGAUGCUGGUUGUGGACAGUCGUGAAUAUACAAAGACCAUGGAGAAAGGCAGAGCAAAGGACAGAAGGUUACAGUGAUACAGACAUAUGCUCAUGGUGCCAGGAGUGCUAACUGGCUGGGGUUCUUCUAAAAUAAUGAAAGCUGACUGCUAACUCCUGACUACAGCAAUUUAUUAAACCACAAUGUGAACUAUAAUAAUCCUACACACUCUCAGGAUUGCCUCUUAUACAAUAAACAGGUCAGACUCGCAAUCUAAGUGCCAGCAGAGUAAUUCUAUGGACUAGCCUCCUACUUCUACCAUAACUCUAUCUCCUGUUUUCUGCUUCUAUGCUCCCCCCCCCUAAGCAUUGCCCGUCCCUCCAAUAAAGGGUUGGAUGCGGUUCUCUUCCAACCACUGGGGUGUACCAUUGUGAUGGCCUGAAAUGGCCACAGGGAAUUACUAAAAGCCAAAGCAAGGCAUGUCCUUUCCCCCAGCCACUGCUGGCCCCGCAAAUCAUCUCACCUUCACAAAGUAUCACAAUGCACAGAGUUUAGUCUGCCAGGCCAGCCCAGAGACCAGCUCAUUAAUGCAUAUUCCCAACUUGCACACUUGUAAUAUAAUGAAAUACAUUAAGGAUAAAAACCAUCCAUAUACUAAUUCACCACAGACCACUGCAUAAUACAACUGGAACCUAUUAUUGUCAGAAUGCAUAACCUGUCUCCUGGUGAUAAGUAAAUCCUGUACAUGCUGCAACCCAGCUACAAAACAUAGGUCUGGAAUCAUACCAGUUUUUAUUCUGGCCAGUGCAGGGCAUUACAGUUGCUGUUUAAAUCAACAUUAAGCUUUGAAAAUACUUAAGACUGGUUCAUGAGUCAAUGUGAUACAGGGAACACAAAUGGCUUGGAGGCCUCUCGAAAACGGUAUCAGUAUGUAUGUUAUGAAAGGAGAACAUGAUUAAAGGGUACAUAUUUUCUGUAUGAAGAAGAUGAAACAAUAGCUGUUACCCAUUAGCUAUAACAAAAGGCUGUAAUGUGGUAAGAACUGAUAUUUCAGCAUCACAGAAUAGUACUGCCUGGAACAGUUACAAACUGUACGUAACACCCCCAGCGUCUCAACGCAAACGGCACUUAGGGAAUGAAGCAGCCAUUUCUAGUCUUUUGGCUCUAUUUUAAACCAAAAGGUACUUGAUGUUUUGAAUGGGUGAAGCAGAUUCCUCAAGUUAGCCAACCACCAAGAGCCUCAGGGUAUGAAUGAGACAGGCCUGAAGAGCAGCAUGCAGAGCCAGGCUUCCCUAGAGUUUGUGGUGUUUGCACUGGUCCCAUUCCCAGCCCCAGUAAAGCUAAACUCCAUGCUCUCCAGAGUCAGCCUGCACGUUACAUCCAAGUGAGGCUAUGCUCCAUUUCCCCAGUGCAGGCACCAAUUCUGAAAUUAGCUUACAUCAGUGAGGACGACAUUGAAAUAGCACCUCUCCCAAACAGCCUCAGCACAUUUACACCUUGCCCUCCCAGCCACCCAGCAACACAGCCUGUGAACCACACAAGAAAGUGGGAAAGAGGGAAGAGUCUCUGCAGGGUUCCCAAUAGGUGACCAUAAAGGAGCUGCCACCACCACGCAGGAAAUGGCCUUUACAUAAUAUUGGCUUUUGGGAAUUCUUUUGAUUUGUGUUACUAAGACAUUUACAUGAAAGGAAUAUCUUCACUGCUUAGGAGUUCAUUUGCUUCUUCCUCCUCUGAUAAACCUCUACAUAGCAACUAACUUAUGUCAAAGUGAGGAGGGCUUCAGGUGACAGAAGGACCACAUGAGCUCAAGAAGCCAAAACCAUGCAAGCAUCCUUAAGAAGAGCAGAGUAGGAACCAGAGUGUGGUACAUCAGCAGGAUUGUCUCCCAGAGAAUCUCUUCCACAAGGAGGCAGCUAUUUAACAGAUAAGACUACAGUGUUCUGUACCUGAAGGCAUAAGUCUUCUGAUGCCAGCUCAGCUGUCCCCGAAUGCUGUAAGCGAUGGUGGUGACAAAUUCGCCACCCAGCCCAAGCUCUGAACACAGCUUCAGUGCAAACUUCUCCGGGGAGUUCUCCUUCUCCGACAUGUCCCAUUCAAACUGGUCUACCAGGGAAAUGUUCCCCACGUGGAUAUUUAGCUGGACACAAUGCCAUAAACACAAGUCAGAUUUGUUUGCAUCUCAAAUGCUCUUUCGCAUACCAAUCUCUUGCAUUACCUUGUCAUGGUCAUGCUUAUUUAAUGCAGAACGUAAAGUUCAGGGGCAAAGAAGAUAAAAGGCUGAACCAAUUCCAUGCAUUUCUAGAACUAUUGUAUUUGGGUUCUAUACUGCCAUUAGUGCUAGGAAACCCAAAUGUGUGAGGACUUCCAGCUCUCCUCCCCAAAAUAUGACACUGUUCCAUCCCCCACGGAACUCAUAUUACAUCAUCGUCAUCUCAAUUCCUGGCACAGGACAGCAGUGUUCAAUAGUCUGCCACCAGGGCCUCAACACAGAGGACAGAGAUGUGAUCUAGACACAGGACUGGGAGCCAGGAACUCCUAGCUUGAGGAGCCCACAUGCUUUUCCUUCCCCAAACAGCCUUCUACAAAGUAAGUUAACCGAGGUCAUGCCUUCCUUCUUUAUUACCUUAAUAAUAACUCGUUGAUCUGAUUGGUCCUCUAGGAUACUGUCAGUUGGAUAAGACUCAAUCUGUUGUCGAAUUGCAGAGGCAAUGGCAGGAACAAAGGUCAGAGGAUUCAAAUCCAGGUCAUCACAGAGAAUCUCCGAGAACAUUUCUGGGGUCAUUAGCUUUUCUGAUGGAGGUGAAGAAAGGAAAACCAAUUUAAUUAGAACAAGCCAGUAUUCCCAGUUAAUUCAGUCCGGGCUUACAGCAAUUAGAAUCUUCCUCUCACUAACUGAUUACAAGGCAUUAGGCCUCUGCUGUAACCUACCAUGCAGAGGGAAAUCUUAUCUAACCUCUUACUAGAAAGAGUCAAAGGAAGUUUUUAGACUCUGGUUUGUAAGGACAUAAACAAUCUACAAACUUUGACUUAAGGAAUGGACAACAUUUACUAUUUGUUCCUAUGGAAACAAUGUAGCUGCAAUCUAAUACAAUACACAGGUGAAUGAGAUUAUGGAGAUACAGGCUUUCUGUGCUUUUAUAUUUGUAUCUCAUCUGAAUACCACAUGAGAUCAGAGACACUGGACUGUGGCAUCACUGAAUCAGGUGAGGAGAACAGGCCAAUUACAAAAAAAGAUGGCCUCAAAUUACACACACAUCCCUAGAGCUCACUGCAACCAGCAGGAAGGACACAUGAUACAGGAUGAGACAUGACAAAUGGAAUCCCAGUGAAAUGUGAGGCCUUGACAGCUUUGCCAGUAUGUGGCAGGGGAUGGACGGAUCUCUCUCAAAAAUAAACAAAUAAAUAAAUAAUGCUAUUGUAUGGAUGCAACUGAAUCUCUCCAAGCUCCUUAGACAAGACUUGGCUGCCUACAUACCAUUCAUGUUCCACGUAAAAGCAUCUCUGAGUUUCUGCCCAUCGAUUUCCAUGUCCAAUCGGAUUGGAACCAGAACCUCUGGCUGGGAUGCAUUCUCAUGGAUCACUGCCGGGUCAUGGUCAUCAAAACUGAAAACAAACCAUGACAACACACAGCAUUCGACACUGGUAGAAGGUACACUAGCAUCCAGGAGAAGAGACAGGAUUUACCAGGCGUACCUCGCUCUGAUAAUCACAGCCUUUGGGUGGGCUCUAAAACAUAAGCUUACACGCCCAAGGCAACAGUGGACCUUGGGUUUCAUUUUCACCUUUAACAUGUCUGAGAUAAAAGAAUAUGCUAGAGAAUACAGUGAGGAAGUUCCUCGAGUUAAUUUGCAUGACUGGCUCCCUCUGAACUCUUCAGGUCAAGUCUUCUAUGGAAGAUAUAAAAUCAUCAUGAGUCAUAGCAGCUGGACAAUGUUGCAGAGAAAUUAAAGUUACUGAAAUAUUUGCACAAAGGCAGUAAAAUACAUAUCUAGUACGAUGUAGGGGGACACAAUUUGACUUGAUCUAGCAGCUGGAGAAUGACACUAUGUGAUGUGAUAUUAAUGAUCAUUCGGUGGGAUACACAGCUCCUCUCUUCUAGGCCAUGGUGUUCAACUUCAGAACACAUCUUUAGCAAAUGAAGGCCAUUACUACUGUGUGGCUGGUUAGUGGCCUACGUGAAUUGAGCAGUAGUCUCAGUCCAGUGCCCAGAGUAUAGGUGUGCACCUCACAACCACCACCACAAUUGGCAUCCUUAUUGACAGUCUUAGCACAGCUACCAAGGAGUGGAUAGGAAAUGAGAGUCAGCUGCUCUCCUCCCUACUGAGGAUGGCCCUUCCUGAGACAGGGUUGAGGCAUAGCAGGGGGCAGCAUGGGAAAGCUUGCACGGCCACCUGUGCAGUGUCCUAUCAAAAACCAGUAGAUUUGCAUCCUGGGCUGUCAAUCCAGCACCUUCCAUGAGCACUACAUUAAACAAGUUUAAAAAAUUAAUGUUACCUGAUUCUUUAGUGGUUAUUGAUUAAUUAGUAAUUAAUUGAAAAUCAAUUAUAAAGAGCUGGGAACUGUAGGGUUCUAGUUUCAGAAUCAGGCACAAGAGAAUCAAGGUUAUCCACUUCAGUGUCUGGUUGGGAACCCUGAUGUGCACAAGGAAGGCACUCACGCCAAAGGCAAAGCAAAACUUUAUGCACUUUUAUUAGCACAAUAAGCGAAGACACAAAUA